AUGAGUGUACAAUCUAGGACGGGACAUGUGGUCAGUGAUCCGUUGAACGGCAAGUAUGUCGCAAAAAACGGACAUGGAUCCACCGCCUGCUUAUUGAAGAUCAACCAGACGCAUCGGAUCUGGAUCUCACCUGGAGCUCAGAUCAAGAUUAUGAUGAAUGAGUAUACUACCAUGAAGGAAGUGAUCUGCACGCGGAAGAUGUCGACGAUGGCGGUACUGCCAGAAGUGCCUGUGACGACGGCAGAUGUGAAGAUCGAGGACAUUCAGCUAUGUGGAUCUGAUAAUCAGGCCCCAGAAGAGAUUGAUCGACUUCGCCAAAGGAUCUCGAAGUUCCGACACCUCUUGAUCGGCAAAGGAAAUGCCCUUCUGUCGGCCGCCAGAGGAGUCGUGUGUGAUAUCGAUGUCGGGGGAGCGAAGCCUAUCGCUCUGAAAUGUCGUAAGUUGCGGAUCCCGUUCAGGGAGAAGCUGGCAGACUUGAUCAAGGGUCUAUUAUCUGCCAAGAUGAUCAACUACUCCAGAUCACCAUGGGCUUCCCCAAUCGUGGUGAUCAUUAAGAAGAAUGGAGUGGAUAUCAGGUUAUGCAUUGAUUACCGGUUGGUUAAUAGCCUAACACAACUGAUGGUAUACCCAAUGCCCUUGAUCAACGAUCUACUCGAAGAUCUGGAGUCGACACUUUGGUACUGUUCUUUGGAGGAAGCGGAUUUUGGGUAG
Messenger RNA from Phytophthora megakarya, 711 nucleotides. The record is from the annotation of a GenBank genome assembly. Lineage: Eukaryota; Oomycota; Peronosporomycetes; Peronosporales; Peronosporaceae.